AUGGGAUGGGUCACAGUUAGCACAUAUCUUGCUUCACAAACAAAGAAGUUAUAUACAUUUUUACCACUUCCACCGCGCAAGCAACCUAGAUCAUCGCAUCACAUCGCAUUUACAGACCAACACCAGCCUCUGGGCGCCAAAAAGCUCCACGAGCCAGGAACAAUGCAACCACCCACCCAAGAAACCCCACCCGACGAGGCCUCUCGCCCAGGUACACCACCACGCCCACCAUACUCCCCCGUAACCCCGGUCUUUGCGCACCUCACGCCCGUCAACAACCCCUCUGCCGCAUCAAACGGAUCACAGCACCCCAUAAUCCCCCCACCAGCUGCGUCGCCAUCACCCACAUCACAAGCACCGCCAUACAGCUCACUCUCGCGACCGUCUCCCCCGCCACCAAUACCUGCCUCCUUUGCGCCCGAACCGCCGCCUGUCCCGAUAUCUGAAAGCGAGAACCCCGAUGCUAUUGCGCUGCGCUCGGCGAUUUCGAUACUGCAACUGCAGAAGCAGCAGGGAUUAAGGGAUAUACGGGUGCUGGAGAGGAUGAAAGAGGCUGCGGCGAGAGAGCCGGAAAAGUUUGCGCGGGAGCUUGCGGCGGGGAAUCUGGUCAGGAAGGAAAGCGGGGCGUUUAUUGAUUUGAAUCAUGAUGACGAGGAUGACGAGAAUGAUGCUGGGCAACGAGAUACAAAUGGGUUCGGCGGGACGAUUCCCCCGCCGCAGAAUGUUGUCCGUAUGCCGCCGAUCAACUGGGCAAAGUACCAAGUCGUCGGCGAGCCUUUGGACAAGAUGCACGAGGAGCAGGUGCGUCGUCCGUCUGUAGGCGAGCCGAGACGGGAUGAGCUCGGGAGGUCGCCAGAGUACCUGCUCGCGUCGCCAUACCGGCCACUGGUAGAUAAGCUGGAGAGCCCGACGAAAGACAAAGGGUCCAGCAAGAGCAAGAAAGGGUGA
This is a messenger RNA of Aspergillus calidoustus, 948 nucleotides long. NCBI's taxonomy places the organism in Eukaryota, Fungi, Ascomycota, Eurotiomycetes, Eurotiales, Aspergillaceae. The record is from the annotation of a GenBank genome assembly.